AUGCUUAUCCUCUACUACGACGGGCUACUCCGACGGUGCGUUGACUUCUUUCCUCCCGUCACACCUUGCACAUCUUCUCGACUGACUCUCGGACCCUACCAGGAUGGCACAGCCGAAGACGUAUCAGCACUAAUCAAAGACGGAGAAGUCGACGACGACGACGACGACGACGACGGUGAGAAUGAUGAUGAUGCCUACGAGAAGUGGUGGGCUGAGUCACUCGAAUCACUCAAUCGGAUUCGAAAGCGCGCCGUGGUCAGGCAAAACAAAGCCCCAACCGCGCUCGUGGUGAUUUCUCAACCGCCACGGGUGGACAUCAAAGAGCUCAAGAGUUACUCGUACGAUGAAAGCGCCGGCACCGGCGUUACCGUCUACGUUGUUGACCACGGAUACUACACCAGGAAUAGCGAAUACACCCGCAUGGCCGUCCCACCCCGCUGGAUAUUCGCGGGCUCACAGAGCCAGAAACAAGUCAGAGAGGAUCUCCAUCGCCACGGACACGGCAGUUGCGUUGGAUCCAAGGUCAACGGCCCCAAGUACGGGACCGCGAAGAAUGUCAACCUCGUCAUCGUCAAAGCCGCUACCGUUGCUUGGGAGACCGACGACGCUCUGAGAAGGGUCUUGGAAGAUGUUAAACGCAGGAAGCUGCAGGGCAAAGCUGUCAUCAGCCUCGCGCGAGGUCGCCACGACGAGGCGGCCUCGGAAGAGCUCAAGAAACUCACGAAUGAGCUGAUUCAAAAUGACGUGGUCAUUGUUGCGUCGUCCGGAAACGACUUCCGUGACGCAGUGGAGCGAGGAUUGGUUCCCGCCAGAGAGAUCAAUCAUUGGCCAGCUUUGAUGGCUGGCCAAGGCGUCCCAAUAAUCAACGUCGGAGCCGUCGACAACACGGGCAAGAAUGCCAGCUUCUCCCAGGGAGGACCUCUGGUUCACGUCAUGGCGCCUGGUGUUGGGGUCCGGUGCGCGUCCAAUUCCUUCUUCUUCCGCUCGCAGAGGGUGGACGGCACGUCUUUUGCCUCACCCGCCGUGGCAGGUCUUGCAGCCUAUCUUCUCGCGCUCGGCAAACACCCGGAACUGCGUCAGACCGGAAGGGUAGCCGCCAACAUGAAGGAACUCCUCAUAGAGAUGUCCUACCGGCGAUCUACCGGCGGUGGCUUGGUAGUAUACAACGGUCAGGCUGCCCCCCGCAGCCGGUUCCGGGGCGCCAAGGGCAGCUGUGUAGCACCUACACCAGGUAUGUUUUUAGGUGGUGUCUUCCCCUCCAAAGCGGGAUCGUUUCGCCCGGGGCUUGGAGCUCCCUCGACCCGAGGUUUCCCCGUCCUGACCUCAUCCACUCCAAAAAGUUUCCACACCUCCGAGGCGCCGGUGCGCAUUCGAAAGCUCUCAUCGGGUCCCGCUCAUUCAGCUUUCGCAUCCUCGUCAGAUGUAGUCGACUCCCUCUCAAAACUCGCUGGCCCGAUGCCCCUCAAAACCCCCCUGUGGUCCUUCGUCCGGAGCUACUCCAAUGGCCCGGCCAGGUCGCGCCUCGGCAAGAAGGCACUGAGUCUGGACCACUUCCUGCAGAGGUCCCGCGCCAUCUCGCUCUACCGCGAAAUUAUCCGCGGCACGAGGCGCAUCGCCGACCCCAACACCCGCACCGAGUCGCGCCGCUUUGCGCGCGACGAGUUCGAGCGCCACCGAGACGUGACGGACCUCGGACACAUCCGCUACCUCAUCUCGACGGGCAAGACGGAGUGGCAGGGCAUGGAGCGCUACGUCGAGGGCAUGUAG
Molecule: messenger RNA, 1767 nt
Organism: Colletotrichum higginsianum IMI 349063
Lineage: Eukaryota; Fungi; Ascomycota; Sordariomycetes; Glomerellales; Glomerellaceae
Product: Subtilisin-like protease
Exons: 8
Coding region: 1-1767 (588 amino acids)
Biological process (GO): proteolysis
Molecular function (GO): serine-type endopeptidase activity
Source: RefSeq, a predicted model, not a curated record